AUUUUUGGUUUGGUAUGGUAAAGGUAUCACAACAAGGUGUUUAACAAGGACCGAGCGAUGGCGGAUGCUGACACAAGCGGGAGUGAACAGCCCGGGCACCUGGCCAUUCCGUGUGUGUCACUCGAGAAGCGCAUCGCCACGCCAAAUCGAAAACAAAACCUCUCGAGACCGACUCGGAAACCGACCAUGGACUUUUUGUAUGAUGACACGGUCUGUUAUAGUUAAUCAGAUUAAAGUUUCAGGAAACACGCGGUAAGAAGGAAAUUUAUAUACGUGAAAGUGUCUACUCUGGCGACCGGAAGCUGUCGUUACGAAUAACGGUACAUGCGCAUUUAUCAAGGUCCUCCCAGCUCAGUUCGCUUUAAAUGAAAACAUGGCAGAGGUAGUCACCAGGUGGGGGAGAAGAAAACAGAAGAACCCAAGGCGAAAAAACGUGGAAAAUGAAGAUCAUAUCGAUGACUCUCUCGCUACGGCAGUGGAGGAAAAGAUGGACACCCCCUCCACGGGAGUAGCAAAUGGUAACCAUGACAACGCAGUCAAGGAGAGCCAGUGCGAGGUGACAGGUGUGGAGAAUGAGACAUCGCCAGAACCAGAGACUCGGAAGGAGGAGGCAGCAGACACUCACCCCACACAGAAUGGUACAACUGAAGAAGCUGAAGAAAAACUUGAUAUCAGCGACAAAAAGCCAGUGGCCCCUCAAACCAAUAAUUCAACAUCAAACGAGGCAGACACAAUCAAGGAGUUCCUGGGUCGCAGUGACACAGUUGUCAUAUUCCCCGAGCCAGUGAGCGAUCUGGAAGAGGAACACGCAACAAGCAUUGAUGCUGUGAAUGCAGUGGAGGAAGAGUACACCCUCAAGUGUGUCCACUGCAGUGAGAGCUACCAGCGUGUCACCCUGCUUCGUGAUCACAUGAAGACACAGCACCCUGACAAGGAGAUCAAGUAUCAGUGUCCCAAGUGUGAUGAGGUCUUCCUGCUCAAGACACAGCUCGACAAACAUAUCGCACUCCACUCACCAACAUCCCAGAACUGCAAGGUCUGCAACAAGACAUUCGCCAAUGUUUACCGGCUCCAGCGUCACAUGAUCAGCCAUGACGAGAGCACUGACCUCCGCAAGUUCAAAUGUCCAGAAUGUGGCAAGGCCUUCAAAUUCAAGCACCAUCUCAAGGAACACAUUCGCAUCCACAGUGGAGAGAAACCCUUUGAAUGCCCGAACUGUGGCAAACGCUUCAGUCAUUCCGGAUCCUACAGCAGUCACAUGACAUCUAAGAAAUGCUGGGUGAUGAAUAUGAAGGGGAGACGCGUAGAUCGUAACGGCAACAAUGAGGGUGUCAUGUACUACCGCAGCCCGGGACAGACGUUCAACGACUCCCUCCAGUCCCCUCCCCCCGGGAGCUACCCACAGCAGUUCCUCAAGUAUGAUCCACGUAAUGCAGGACUCCCCAGCUACUUUUCCCCAAACCUAACCAGCUCUCCUGUGCGUCCUCUGGGUAUGGUUGCCUACAGUCUCUACCCUGACGGCAAGCCUUCAGGCCAUGUUUUACCUCCUCCCAAGCUCAGCCCUCCGACCAUUGAGUGCCCAAAGCCCCCACCAUGCAGCACUUCUCCUGUGUCCCGGGCUCCUCAGAUCUCACCGGAUGUCAACUCCAAUACCCAGCUGCUCAAUCUGGCUGCUUCCGAGAAGAAGGUUGAGGGACCAGAGACAGUUAAAGUGAAACAAGAACCGGAUGAAGCCAAUAAAGGAUCUCGAGCAAACUCACCUCAUGAGUCAGCCAAGUGUGAGACUACUGGAGAGUUCGAACACAAGACUAACAGCAUUGGGGAGAUGAUGUGUCGGUUCUGCAGCACUGGUUUCAAGAGUCCCGUUGAGCUGCACCAACAUGAGAGGUACCUAUGCAAGCUGAACAAAGAUAUUGUCCUACGGAUGGCCCACCUAGAAACCUCUCGCAGCUCUCCCAACAGUACUGUGUCCGAUGCAAGCCGCCAUCCCACUCCGAACGGGAGUGUUGGGGAUGAAGGGACGGACGAGGAGGAGGCUGAGGAUGGGAAGGAGGAGACUAACCAGGGAGACAAGAAGUACAGAAUGAGGUCACUCAUCAGCGAUCAGCAGCUUCAGUUUCUUCGCGCACAUUACCAAAUAAAUCCUAGACCAGGCAAACAAGAACUCAUCAAGAUUGCCAAUGAAAUUGGUUUCUCCAAGCGAGUUGUUCAAGUCUGGUUCCAGAACAUGCGAGCUCGUGACAGAAGAAAGGGUAAAGAUGUUCCCUACUUCCCCAACAUGGCUCGCUUCAAGGCUGCUGAUGAACUCCCUGUAACCACAACAGCCUCUGCCUACAUACCAGUUGUUCCACAGCCGUUUGCAAGUGCCCUUUCAGCCAGUCAGUCCUCAACACCCUCCCCGAAACUCAAUGGGCAGCUGACUUCGCAUUCCCUCCCACCGACUAUCAACAAACCUCAGACAUCUCUAUCCAACCAGGACCAGCCUCUUGACCUCACUGUCAAGCGUCAGCCUCCCAAAGCUCACUGCAACUCUACUCCUUCCCCAACACCUUCAUACAGUGAGGACCAAGCUCUCAACCUCAGUUGCAAGUCUACCAUUAAAGAAGAACCUUCCAAAGACUGUAAACCACCCACAUCGUCACCCCCAUCAUCAACCCGGCUGGAAGGAAGUUUCCACCAGUCUGCUAUCUUCAAAUACAUGCAACAAGAAGGUCUCUUCCGGAACAGUCUGUUACCCGAGAUUCCUAAAACAACCAGCUCAGUAAUAACAACCCUGUCUGGCUGGUCUGUACCAACCAUUCCGUCGAAGUCCUCUUCCCCGACCGCAUCUCGUCCCUCCCCAGCAUUGAGGGAAUUCAGCGAGGGAGAACAAAGGAAGAGCCCAUUGCAUGAGGACCAGGAUUGCUGUAGUUCAGAUUCCUCUUCAGACAGUUCUGACAGUCAGGAAGAAUCAGACGUAGCUGACAAUGGCCGACUUGUGAUAGACGAAGCAGACGAGAGGGGACUUGACAGGAGUUGUCUCCCUUCUAAGAAUGAUGCACUUUUCCACCACAACUUGAGAACCCUGGCAGAUGUGUCUUUGGCUCGAAUGGAAGGAGAACUGACUGUUGCGGAUCACCUUGGAAAAUCCAAAAGACUAAGGAAAAAAUCCUGGAGACAGGUGAGCCUUUUCAAGCCAUGUUUCUUAUGGCAGGUGGAAGCAGAGGAAGCUAACCUUGACCUUGACGAUUCUCUCAAUGGCGAUGACGAACCGCUGCGCAAGAAACGCAAGUCGUGGAAGAACCACAAGAUGGAUGUUGACAUCGGGAUGUAUGCCUGUGACCAGUGCGACAAGAUGUUCAGCAAGCAGAGCUCUCUCGCCAGACACAAGUACGAACACUCAGGUGCCCGCCCCUUUUGCUGCGAGGUUUGUGGCAAGGCGUUCAAGCACAAGCAUCACCUGACUGAGCACAAGCGUCUCCACAGUGGUGAGAAGCCGUUCCAGUGCAAGAAAUGUGGCAAGCGUUUCAGUCAUUCGGGCUCAUUCAGUCAACAUAUGAAUCACCGAUACAAGUACUGCAAGCCCAACGAUGGGGAGGAGGACUAAGGGAGACAACUCAGUAGAGACAGUCUUCAUGCAACUGUCUGCUGAAGCUAGCUUUCAAGUGUUCUUGCUGCCACACAUGCGAUAUGGCAACUAUUAGGCAAUAUGAGCAGAAUCUGAAAGGGAGGUAACUCCAGACGAGGACACGCAUUUGGAAACUGUCCAUUCCAUGGUCAUUGAGCCAUAGAUGAUAGUUGCUAGUUUUCAUCUAUUUUGUCAAAAGAAUAUUGGCAGAGAAUAUUUGCAAUUAUUUUUUACAAGGGGAGGUAACUGCGUAAUGGCAUAAUCAGGGGAGGCAACUAUGAAACUGCUGCAGUGGAUUGAGAGCAUUAUAGCAAUGUCAGUGAUAUGCAAUCGGACAUUUCCUUUGUUGUUACAGUAUUACAGUUUCAUGUAUUGUUUGGUAUUUAACCAAACGUCUAUGAAGUGCUCAUUGAUGUUACAGUAAGUAAUGAUGAUGUACCUGUUAUUCUACAAGCCACGAUCAAGUGCUUUACAUGCAACCUAUACUUAAUUCCAUAUGGGACCAGAUUUCUUACACGUUUUUUUUUUUUCAUCCAAUGUGGUUUUGAUAUUGUGGUGUGUUUAUGUGUUAGUCGUAUGUGUGUUGAAGUCUCAUGUGUAAUAGUCCGUGGUCUCUCCAGGACAUUAGGACCAAACAUAACCAGGGAUAUCAUUUGUUGGUGCCUAGUUUUGUAAGACAUCUUGCUGUUGAAGCUGAAUCGCUGUGUUGUUAAUGUUGUAUGUGACACUUAUUACUUGAUGGACAUACACCAGUUGAACGUUUAUUUCCUAAUGUCCUAGAGAAAAGCGCCACAUCUGCGCGACUACUUAACAAUGUAUUCAGUAUUCUAAAGGCUGCGUUGACAUCAGUUAUGUCAUCAACUCUUGUCAACAGCCUUGUCUAAGCUUCCCAUUUCUCACAAAGCCAAUUUGCCAUAUUUUAAAGCCAGCUAUUGCUGACAUAGAUUUAUUUCUAUUUAAGAGAUUAGAAAAGAUGUUAUUUAUGGGUUAGAGGUGUAUCUUAAAGAGCUUCCAUGACUUACUAGUUAGGAUGACCGAUCAGAAAUGCUUGUGCCAAUUCUUUAUUGUCUUGCCAGUGCCAACUGUUUUUACCCUUUGUAUGCGUCACAAGAUGUUUUGUGCCAAAUUGUCCUAGUCUUAAAGUUAUUUACAGUAUGCGCUGUGGUCAAGGGGAGAUAACUCAUGAAAAUAUUUAUUUACAUAUAAGCUUUUGUUAUUUAUUAGAUAGUUGUUGGUAAUUUAGGGAUCUAAUAUCCUUUGUUUUAUGAGUUAUGUAGUUUUAUUGCCAAGAUAUUCACCUUAUUUGCAUAAUACUAUGAAGUUGUCUCAGUAGCAUAAUAUUUGAAGUGCUGGUUAGUUGUCAGUCAUCAGUGUGAUCUGCUUGACCAUGGUGCAUGUAGGUGAUGUUAUAACGUGUACAGGGUAAAGCCUGAAACGAUGUCUUUACCGGACAGUAUUAUUCCGAAGCUUGGCCAACAAAAGAUGUCUAUUCGACAUCAUGUGCCAACCUUCUAUUGUCUUCCAAAUGAACGUGUGACUGCCUGUUCACUUUUCAUGUGAGGCUGUGUGUGUGUGUGUGUGUGUGUGUGUGUGUGUGUGUGUGUGUGUGUGUGUGUGUGUGUGUGUGUGUGCGUGCGUGCGUGCGUGCGUGCGUGCGUGCGUGUGUGCUCGUGCGUGUUUGAGUGGGUUGCUUAUGUGUGUCUGCUUAAGUGUGUGUGCUUAAGUGUGUGUGUAUGAGUGUUUGAGUGUAUAUGAUUGGUGUGUGUGUCUGUCACUGUAUGUUGCACGAGUGCCAGAAUGAGAACUAUGUUGAUUGCUACACAGUUUUGCAUACCUAUUUUACAAGAUUUUGUUUCAAUAACAAAUCCCCAUUUACUCUUAAACAACAAUUUUCUUUGUUAAUUUUAAAAAAAAUAAUUUUGAUAUACUGACAUUCUGAGUGGUAAAUAAAAAUUACCUCACGUUUGUUUUAAUCAAACUGCUUAUGAAUGAUGUUCUCAAUGCCUGAAUGACUGCAAGUCGAAUGCCUGUGUCUAUGUAUUUGUUGUAUAUAUAAACAUGUACCUAUUGCCAAUAGUUACAUGAAGAACAUGUACAAAAAUCAAAAAGAUGUCAGUUCUAUCAUAGAAUAAUAACAUGAUUACUGCAAUAGAGUAUUUAUAGCAAUUUAGUUUAGUGAGCGCCACCUUGUACUUAAAUCCUGUGGAGAAAUACUUAAUAUCCAAGCGUGCAAUAGGUCAGAAGUAAGUUUUGACUGCUGUAGAGAAGUAUUAUUUCUUUUAAACACUCAUGUUUUUUAAGUAGUCUCAUUUGUCUUGUGUAUUAUCCAUGUGCCAAAAUAAGCAAUACUCUACUGUGCGAUCAGUAUGCUACAAAUGUUUUGUUUCUGUAGUGCAAUAUUGGAGGUGAUGUCUCAAUCACAUGACAAAAAGUAUAUAUAUAAUAUACAGCUAUAUAUGAUGCAUAAUAAUGAAAAUAAUUUUUUUCUAUAUGUCUACACAUCCAUUAUCAGUAUUAAUGAUGUCUUCCCUGUAUUUAUGAAAAGAUUACACCAUCAUAUUGGCUAAUAUCAGUGCUAACAAGUGCCAACAGUAUUAAUCUUCCUUAAUCUUCCACAUAACAAUUAAAUCCACUGUCAGUUUUCGGUCUUCCAUUUUGCCAGCAUCUGCCAAACUCAUCCUGAAUCACAAGAUUCUUCAAAGUAUUGUAAGUGUUGUGUUAUGUAUUGUAUCAAUGUGACUGUUUCUUUAAAUAUUUUAGGCUACAAAAGCUGUUUGGUUAGGAAUCAACAAAUUGACAAGAUUUCAAAAUAUCAAACUUCAAAGUAGAUGUGUAAUCAAAUUUAACAUUUGUUUGACUAACAUUAAAAAAACAAAUGUAUAAGGCUAAAAAAUUCAUAGUUUUUGGUUCUCAGGUACCACCCACAUCAUCAUGAAGUCUGCCGCACGUUCCGUUUUUGUUUCCAUUUUCAAAUAUAAAUUUAAAAAAUCUUUAAAUAUUCCGCAUCUUGAGCACAUGACCCCGAAAGUUAAAUGCUACAAUACUUAAGAGCAACAUGAUUUCCCUGAAAUUUUUGUAAACAAAAUUUGGUUACAUACUUCUUGAAAAAAAACAAAAAAACACCGCCCGCCCACACAAUAAUUUCAAAAGCCAUUGCCUGAGAACCACAUUCUAUAUAUUUUUUUUAAGCCUAAACAUUAAAUCUAACAAUAACAAGAAAAUUGAAUUAUUUUGUUCAUAGCCAAGAAAGUUCAAAUAACCCAAUACUUCAAAGGCAGAUAACAGUCAUUGUGUAUUUUGUAACUGCUUAUGAUAAGAAGCAAAUGAACAACAGAAGAUUGUAGUUAGUAAAUGUAUAUUUAUUAAACAAACAAACAAUAUAUCCAAUAAUAACAAUUUCACAAAGUCGUUAUGAUAAUGUGCCGUUAUUGGUAAUAAAGUUUGAGAAUUGAUGUUUUGUUGAGAUGAGGAUCUAGUCAGCAGCUAAAUGAGCCAGAUUGUAUCACAGGAUGCCAAAUUUUUGUACAAAGAGAGUAGAACUAGUCUGUGUGAUGUGUGUGUGUGUGUAGCUGGCCCCCAUGCACUUGGUGCUGUAGCUGGGGACUGGAUGCUGUAUAAUACUCAUCCCCUUAGUGUUCUUCCACGUUUUCUGAUCGGUCAUCCACUAUAGAGAUUAACUACUUGUAUGUGCAAUCCUCUAUGGAAAGCCAAGAGGGACUGAACGAUUUACUUUCCAACAUUUGGUAAUAAAUUCCCUGUGAGAAUUUCAUUCAAAGAAUGAAAACUCAGGAAAUGGAAUUUUCGUUCAUUCUAUUUGCAGCCAUAGGAUUGUUACAUUCUCAUUGCAGUAUAUAUACUAGAUGCUAGAUAUCCUUGAGAUAUUCAUGAGAAAUCCAUGAGAUAUAAGAGAUAUUCAACUCGUCUACAGUAUUGAAUCCUAUAUCUUCCAGAUUUCAGCCGGAGGUUGAAACUAUGUACCAAAAAUACUCAUGUUGUUGUUCUGUUGAUACUUGUGUUUAAGUUGUGUUAUUGUGUUGUUUAUAGUUUAGGCCACUGCCUAAUAUUAUUUGUGUUAGUGUUUCUGUAAAUAUAUCAGUGUGUGUAUUGUCCUGGUAGUGCCUGUUGCUAUGGGUCUACUGUCAAGUUACAUGAUGUGCCUAGCUUCUCUAGUCAAUUGUCAGAAAGCAAAUGGCAACGUCAAAUUAAAAACCUUCAUGUAGCAUUCUAACGAAGGAAGAGUGUAGUCUUUAUAUUCAUGACCUUUCAUUAUGUUCAGUAUUAUAAAAUCAUGAACAAGGGAAAUUACAAAACGAGAUUUUGGGCAGACUAUGAAAAUGUUAUUCCCCCAUACCAAGCCAUCAUAUCUCAGCUUUGACGUGAUGUGUCGUUCCGUGUUAUACUAUAGCAAACAUUUUGAACCUUUUUGGUUCCCGUCUUGUGUCAGUCAGUGAAGUAUAAAGUCACUCGUUACAAAUAACACCAUUUUGAUGUUUGCUACUCUUUGUUGAAGAGUUAAAUCUUCAUGUGAUAAACUUUUUCUUGUCACGUGUGGAGUGUUGGGAUGUGUGUGCAUUCCGACCAGCGUUGUCAGGUUUUCAUCUGACAGGGAGUCCGUAGAACCUUGUCCAGUUCUCGUGCUGGGGUUGCUCAUAACACGCUGGACAGAGCGCAACUAAUCUGGGUGUAACGAUACGACAACACUGUCACUGGCCAUUCUGGUAACUGGAAGGUGUAGAGCGAUGUAUGGAGCAAUACUGAAGACAGGAGUUAUAUUAUUUUGUUUCAAAUUUGUUGAUACAAGACAAGAACAUUAAACCAAAAUUUUGAGACAAGAAUUAACCAAAAUUUUAAGACAAGAAUUAACCAAAAUUUAAAAAAUAUUUUUUUCUAAAAACUAAGUGCAUUU
This is a messenger RNA of Haliotis rufescens (red abalone), 8513 nucleotides long. RefSeq names its product zinc finger protein 1-like. The record is from RefSeq and is a predicted model, not a curated record. Gene Ontology annotation, cellular component: chromosome. Bases 374 to 3586 code for a protein of 1070 amino acids. Lineage: Eukaryota; Metazoa; Mollusca; Gastropoda; Lepetellida; Haliotidae. Gene Ontology annotation, molecular function: chromatin insulator sequence binding; RNA polymerase II cis-regulatory region sequence-specific DNA binding; DNA-binding transcription factor activity, RNA polymerase II-specific. The transcript has 6 exons. Gene Ontology annotation, biological process: regulation of transcription by RNA polymerase II; anatomical structure development.